Messenger RNA from Botrytis fragariae, 399 nucleotides. RefSeq names its product putative sex-determining protein fem-1 protein. The transcript has 3 exons. The coding region runs from base 1 to 399 and encodes 132 amino acids. Lineage: Eukaryota; Fungi; Ascomycota; Leotiomycetes; Helotiales; Sclerotiniaceae. The record is from RefSeq and is a predicted model, not a curated record.
AUGUGCGAACCAUCAUUGAUUUAUGCUCACCAACAGUUCGGCAAUUCAUAUGUAGAUGAUUCCGAAGAAGUGAAUACCAUAUCGCCGCUCAUGAUCGCAUCAGGUCUUGGCCUUCUUGACAUUUCUAAAGCUCUUUUGGCCACUUCACUAUCACAGUCUGAAGUAAAUCAAUUUUGGAGAAAAGAAAUCACAUUGUCUUUUGCAACCAGGAACGGAGAAUAUGGAAUAAAGGAGCUUUUAAUAAUUGCCGUCGCCAAUAUUAAUGAUAUCGACUCUGAUGAGCAAAUCAAAAGCACUUUAGAAAUUGCUCUCGAGAAUAACCGGGAGGAUAUAAUAAGUUUUCUUCUCGACAACAAAGCUGGGGUUAAUACAGCCCUGAUCACUGCCGCGCAAAAUUAG